CUCCGGGACCUACUGUGAAGCCGCCACCACAGUUCAGCGAGACAAAGCCAGCAGGUAAACAUGCAUUUUUAAGGGGCCGCAGGUCAUAUACUGACAUUCUCUAGGAGGUGUAGUCGACAUGGACGUGCGUGAUCCAGCCUUCGCAUCACGCCUGAGCAGUCUCGGUGCCGUCCAGCCCAACCCUCACUACUCGCCGACGUCACGAUCGCAAUUCGACCCUCAGCCCCAAUCGCGGCGCCCAAAUGAAUCGCAGCAAUUACUCGGCGACAUGAUGCAGGCGCCGCCACAAUCAGCAUUCCCGGAUCCGAGAAACAACCCUGUCCUCCGAGUGCUUGAAGCAAGACAGCGAAUAGCAGAUGAGGCAGAGGGAGAGAUCAGCAAUGUUGGGCGGAGAGGAUUUGAGGGGCGGAAGUACGUGGAUGCUGGUGUCAUUACAUUGGCCUUGAUGAGGCAGUCGCGUGGCGAGCCAGUAGCGCGGAUUGAGAACAGCUUGGGGAUCAAGAAGGGAAGACUGAGCGUACUGAUGCCUGGGACAGUAGGAGCUAUGGCCCUGGACAGUUGAGGAAUAAUUACAGGACAAGAGAGGCAUAUCACGAGCAGAGGCGAAAACUGAAGAGAGAAGUGGUGUUCAUUGGAACCACCGUCGCAAUCGACACCGAGCGACAUACAUACAAACGAGACGA
This is a messenger RNA of Didymella exigua CBS 183.55, 683 nucleotides long. RefSeq lists its product as uncharacterized. The transcript has a single exon. The coding region runs from base 119 to 562 and encodes 147 amino acids. Lineage: Eukaryota; Fungi; Ascomycota; Dothideomycetes; Pleosporales; Didymellaceae. The record is from RefSeq and is a predicted model, not a curated record.